AUGGUGCUCUCAACAGGCUUAAAUUCUCAUCCUUACUCAAUUGCUAUCCAAGAUCUCAAUGAAGACGGCCGAGUAGAUAUAGCUGUGGCCAAUUAUGGUACUAAAAAUCUUGUUACGUUUCUGGGAAGUGGGGAUGGAAUAUUUGAAAAUCAAGCAAGUUACGGUGUAAAUUUCGAUUACGCUCCAUUGAUGAUUGGUGCUGGUAGUUUCAACAAAGAUGGACGUUCAGAAAUUAUUGUCGCAUAUGAUGGCAUCGAUCAUGUAGAUGUGCUUGUCACAUAUAAUCUUGGGUCUUUCGAUCGUCACAUGACAUAUUCAACUGGUUCUUGGCCACGCUCUGUAGCUGUUGGUGAUUUUAAUAAUGACACCCGAUUGGAUAUCGUUGUCGCUAAUCAGUACGACAACACUGUAAGCAUCCUUCUCGGAUAUGGAAAUGGCUUUUUUGCAAAUCAAGUGAGAUAUUCAACUGGCUCUUCGCCAUACUCUGUAGCUGUUGGUGAUUUUAAUAACGACACCCAUCUGGAUAUCGUUGUGGCUAAUUGGAAUGAUAACACUAUAAGUGUGCUUCGUGGAUAUGGAGAUGGCUCUUUUGCAGAUCAGACGAUAUAUUCAACUGGCACUUCGCCAUACUCUGUAGCUGUCGGUGAUUUUAACAACGAUACCCGACUAGAUAUCGUCGUUGCUAAUUAUGAUGACAACACUACAAGUGUAUUUCUCGGAUAUGGAAAUGGCUCUUUUACAAAUCAAACAACAUAUUCAACUGGCUCUGGCCCGCAAUCUGUAGCUAUUGGUGAUUUUAAUAACGAUAGCCUAUUGGAUAUCGUCGUCGCUAAUUAUGAUGACAACACCGUAAGCAUCCUUCUUGGACAUGCUGAUGGUACUUUUGCAAAUCAAACGACAUAUUCAACUGGCACUUGGCCAUACUCUGUAGCUGUCGGUGAUUUUAACAACGAUACCAGACUGGAUAUCGUCGUCGCUAAUUUGGGUAACAAGACUGUAAGUGUUCUUCUCGGAUAUGGAAAUGGUUCUUUUGCAAAUCAAAAGACAUAUCGAACUGGUUCUGCACCAUACUCUGUAGCUAUUGGUGAUUUUAAUAGUGACAAUCGACUGGAUAUCAUCGUCGUUAAUUGGGAUAGCAACAAUAUGAGUGUCUUUCUUGGAUAUGGCAAUGGAUUUUUUGCAAAUCAAAUGAUCUAUUCAACUGGCAUUAGUCCUUCAUCGGUAGCUGUUGGUGAUUUUAAUAAUGACACUCAUUUGGAUAUCAUCGUUGCUGAUUUGAAUCAGGCAAGGGCUCAUAACUGGGAAUGGAUCUCGACCGAGAUCGUUCGCCAUUGGGGAUUUUAA
Molecule: messenger RNA, 1344 nt
Organism: Rotaria sordida
Lineage: Eukaryota; Metazoa; Rotifera; Eurotatoria; Philodinida; Philodinidae
Source: the annotation of a GenBank genome assembly